AGGUUCUUGGACUUGCUGUCUGGUUUCAGUUGUAUUUCAUUAAACCAUAUUCCUGCAUGUUUUCGCGUAUUUUUUAUGGAAAAAAGAGAAAUCAGAAAUUGUCAGGUUUUGUUUUCAAAAGUGUAAUGUGGCACAUCUUUUGCUUUUUCAUGGCAGUUCUCCUGAGAGAUUUAAUCAGGUGCAGAAUCUCCGUGGAAUUUAGAGGGGAUGGGUGGAUCCAUUUCAAAACGGCGUAGUGGGAGGCAACGUUCUUAUUCAAGGACUAGUUCACAUUCUUGGAGUUACCCUCCGCCUCAAUCACCCUACGUGCAACAAAGCCAAGAUCAUUUGCCUCGUGAAUACUACGGGGCUCCAUCUCAAACCUACGGUGGUGGUCGUGCACCUGAAUCACGAAAGAGAUUGGAGAGGAAGUAUUCAAAGAUAGGUGACAACUACGUUAGCUUGGACCAGGUAACCGAGGCUCUAGCAGCUGCUGGUUUAGAGUCUUCCAAUCUAAUUGUUGGAAUUGACUUCACAAAGAGCAAUGAGUGGACAGGUGCAAGAUCAUUCCAAAGGAGAAGCCUGCAUCAUAUUGGUCAUGACCAAAAUCCGUAUGAACAAGCAAUAUCAAUCAUUGGAAAAACAAUGUCUUCCUUUGAUGAGGAUAACUUAAUUCCCUGUUUUGGAUUUGGCGAUGCAUCAACCCAUGAUCAGGAAGUUUUUAGUUUUUAUCCGGAUGAGAGAUUUUGUCAAGGAUUUGAAGAAGUGUUGAGACGGUACCGGGAAUUGGUUCCUGAAUUAAAGCUUGCAGGGCCAACAUCAUUUGCCCCAGUAAUUGAAAUGGCAAUCACCAUAGUUGAGCAGAGUGGUGGCCAAUACCAUGUUUUAUUGAUAAUAGCAGACGGACAGGUGACAAGAAGUGUUGAUACUGAGAGAGGACAGCUAAGCACUCAGGAAAAACAAACUGUUGAAGCUAUUGUGAAAGCAAGUGAAUAUCCACUGUCAAUUAUAUUAGUUGGAGUUGGAGAUGGGCCAUGGGACAUGAUGAAAGAAUUUGACGACAACAUACCAGCCCGGGCCUUUGAUAAUUUCCAGUUUGUGAAUUUUACUGAAAUAAUGUCAAAGAACAUGGAUCGAUCCAGAAAAGAAACAGAAUUUGCACUUGCUGCGCUAAUGGAAAUACCCUCUCAGUACCAGGCAACAUUGGAACUUAAUAUACUGGGUGCUCGUAGAGGGAAAGCGAUAGAUAGGGUUCCUCUCCCCCCGCCUCUGUAUGGUGCUGCAUCUGUCAACGCCCCAAAAGCUUCCCGUUCAAGCAGUUUUCAUCCUAGUGCACCAUCUGACAGGCAUCAUGAUACGGGCGCAAAUCGUCCUGCAAGUUCUGCUUCUGAUAAUCAUGAUUGUCCAAUUUGCCUCUCUGAGCCUAAGAAUAUGGCCUUUGGUUGCGGACAUCAGACUUGCUGCGAGUGUGGACAAGACAUGGAGACAUGCCCCAUUUGCAGGAGUACCAUUGAUACUCGAAUAAGACUUUAUUAGACGAUACCUCAUCUGGAAACCUGUCCAUUGUUUUUCAAGUUUAUAUAUUUUGCAAGUUGUCUGUCGAUGAAAAUGAAGAAUGAAGCAGAGGUUUGCUCGCCAGAUUCACAGUGUACAUAUACUGGAUAUUUAUUCGUCCAAGUUUAAGUACAUAUACUGGAUAUCUAUUCGUCCAAGUUUAAGUUUUACUCUUGCUCAAAAUAAAAAAACUCAAGUUCUACUCA
Molecule: messenger RNA, 1739 nt
Organism: Neltuma alba
Lineage: Eukaryota; Viridiplantae; Streptophyta; Magnoliopsida; Fabales; Fabaceae
Product: E3 ubiquitin-protein ligase RGLG2
Exons: 11
Coding region: 208-1515 (435 amino acids)
Biological process (GO): protein ubiquitination
Cellular component (GO): nucleus
Molecular function (GO): ubiquitin-protein transferase activity
Source: RefSeq, a predicted model, not a curated record